AUGGCAAGCCUCUUUCUUGAACAAAUAAGCAAGUCUGGCAUGCUUACAUGCUGCGGGGUGCACAACCAUUCUUUGUAUUUUGUGCAUGAGAAUGUGAUAGAAUUCCUAGACACCCAUGAAAAGAUAAAGCUGCCCUGCAAUAUCAAGUGGGCGCUAUCAAAUGAGUCUGCGAUAUACGCGCUAACUGAUAAGGCUAUUUAUAUAAUUAAAAACAGACUUCUAUCCGACUUGGAGAUAGUUCCGGUUUUGUUUGAUCUGCAGGAGUUAACUGUAAAAUGCAGCUGGAUCAAAGAUAAUAAAAUAUUAAUAUUAUCAGAGAAUGAAGUGAUAAUUUAUAACCUGAAAACAACAGAGAUCCUUAGAUACACCCCCUAUGGACACAAAAUACUAUCAAUGGAGAUAUGCCAUGCUGAAAGCAGCGAAUUUUUACUACUCCUCAGCUCGCACAAUCAAAAUGUAGUUCGGGUGCUGAGCACACAGGACCGGCUUGAAGAAACGUUGCAGUUUUCUGUUCCAAGCACGGUGUACAAGAUAUACAGUCUGCAGAACAAGGAGGUGCUGCUGAUCGAGCCUGAUAAAAUAACCCUGCACAAUACAAGUGCGCCCACCAAAACGAUGUGCUUUGCUGGGGCGCUUGUUCGGGCAGGCAUCGUUAUGAAUGGGAUGUGUGUGCUUAGCUUACUAACUAAUGAGCUGUGCUAUAUAGAUGUAGAGAAAUUUUGUAUUGUUCAAUAUGCCCGCCCAAAGAUCAUUGCGCAGGGGAUGAUAAACAUAGAGAAAGAUCUAUAUCUAUACAACAAGCUUGGUGACAUCUGUGUCGUAUCAAGCGAAGCAGACACAGAGGCUGUGCAGGAUGAAGACAGCGGUGUUCUAAAAAAGGGCUGCAUGGUAGUAAAAGUGAAGGCUACUGAUACCAGAAAUACUAGUGUGCAGCUAAUUGAGCAGAGAGGCAGAUCAACUGAAGCUUGUAAGCUUAUAAGAAAGUAUAAAGAACGUGCAAACAAGAUGCAAAUAAAAGAGGAGCCUGUGCAGCUCUUGAAGAAUGAAACCUACUUUGUUAUACGGUAUAAGAGUAGAAUAGAAGUGCAGAAUAGCUGUGGUGUAACUCAAACUAUGAUUCCCUGCACUGACGCCUUGGCAGCAUAUUUGUGCAAUAACAAGGUUCACAUUCUGUGCAGAUCAGGAAGGCUUUUGACAUACACACACUCGAAUAUUAGCGCAGAAUGCUUGCUUUGUAAGGACACGCAGUUAUCAAAGAAUAAAAGCAAAAAUGUCCUAGCUGAAGAGCAUUCACACGAAAACGAGAUUGUGUUCGCAGAUGUGCAUAGAGAUUUGCUAGUGUAUGCAUCUGCAGACGGUGUGUAUUUGUACAGCUUAUCGACAGGAGCAUUUAAGCUUCUUGGAAGAGAGUAUGCGCCAGCUUCUUUAAGUAUAUAUAACAGUAGAAUUAUGGUCUGCGAGGAGGAUGUAGCUAAGGUAAUCCAUGUUAAUAGUCUUCUAGAGGUUGUUUACUCUGAUACUCUUUUGUUUUCUGGAUGCAUGUGCAUAGCGCUUAGUGAUGCAGAAUAUCUACUGCAGAGAUAUAAUGGCAGCCUGUGGUAUAUAGAUAAUGAUAAGCUAACCAGCAGAAAUAUUAAGAUUGGAUCGGUCAUCAUUAAAGACAGAGCAUAUUAUGAAGACAGUAUUAUGAUAAAUACAGAUGGUGGCACGGUUCUCAUAUCCAGGCAGCAUGAUGAGGUCAUUGCACAGCACAUAGACAGAGGCAAAAACCAGGUUAAUACAAUUGACAAGAGUAGCAGUACCUAUUUAGCAUAUCGCUAUAGUUCAAGGCACACUGCGCAUUAUGUUGAUAUAUACAAUUUGUUUGAGACUCCUGAGUACAUAAAGGUCCGCGCAGUAAACGCCAAGGAGGUUAGAGGCCUCGAUGCAGUCGAUGUAAUUGAUGUAGAAAACCAAACAUUGGUUAUUAGCAGGCAUAGAAGGAUGGUUAAUACAAUGCUUUCUGCCGAGUUUUGUGUAAGUAUUUCACUGUUUGGGCAUAAAUAUCUGGAUGAGGUGAGAUGGAGUCAUAUUUACUCAGUGUACUCAGCGCUGGUAGGUAGCAAAAUAUGCAUAGCCAUAAAUCGGGCAGAUGAAUCUGAGCUAGUUGCACUGCGCGUAAGGGGAAAUAAGAUAGUGCAAAUUGAAUCCAUCUCAUUUAAAGGCGUAAGAAUUCUGGGAAUUUCUAAGUACGGAAGCAUAGUGUACUGCAGCACAUCAAAUGGCCUCAUUGCAUACAAAGUAACAAAGACUGGGUUUGUAGAAAGCGCUAUAAACAAUGUUUAUCUAUGCAGCAAUGCAAACAGUCGAUAUGAAGUGUGCAAUAAGCACUUGGUGGAGUAUGCACUUUCUCAAAUUAAGCUGUACAAAAUUGACUUAAAGAAGGGCAUUACUUCUCUCGCAAACCCCCCGCUUUUCUAUGUAGACAGAGUUAAAAAUCACCAUAAAGUGAUUGGUGUGUUUAAUAGUGAGUUCUUUCUUAUGGGGUAUGCUCAUGAAAACAGAGGCUCUCUUGUGCUUCUCCAAAGGAAAGGCAGCCAGCAGCUGCACAAAAUCCUUUCUAUUUCACUGCCUUCCGGGGUUGCGCAUAUAGAAAGAGCCUCUCUAUCACUCAUAGGCAGAUCCGAUACUCUGUUGGUUCAGACAGAGACAGGAAGUGUUUAUAAAAUAGAGCUAGUGGGCAGGGAUUUUGCCAAUGAUUUCUUUGGUGCAGGCUUUCCAGAUACUCAGGCGGGUACUUCUGAUAUCCGCAUAUUUGCAGAUGAAGAGCUUCUUUCUUCCUUGAAAGUAGAAACAUUUACAGACAAAAAACCGUGCAUUGCGAGUAAUAUAGAUAAAAUUUCUGCUCUAUCGUUAAUUCUUUAG
Messenger RNA from Nematocida ausubeli, 2904 nucleotides. RefSeq lists its product as uncharacterized. Bases 1 to 2904 code for a protein of 967 amino acids. Lineage: Eukaryota; Fungi; Microsporidia. The record is from RefSeq and is a predicted model, not a curated record. The transcript has a single exon.